AUGGUGCUACUGGAUGGUACCCAAUGUUUCCCUAUCACCGAAACCAUCGUAGGUGCUCUGGUGCCAAAGUACUGGGAAUUUUCCAGCGUACUGGGAAGCUCUGCAAUCUUCAAAGAUAGGCAAAUCGUACACGCAACAGGAAUAUCGAAAACCAAUACAUUGGUUGCAGCAAACUCUCCGUUUGAUGUUUCUUCGCAAAAAGCCUCCCCAGCCCGUUCCAAUCAACGCACGAGCUAUCGGACUACACAAUGUGCCAUGGAGAAAUGUUGCGACACGUGCGUAUGCGGCAGUACGGCGGGCAAGUACGGUCUCGCCUGGCAGCCAGAAAAUGUGCAACCACCAAAUGUGCAGAGCCGGCGUGUGCUACAACAACGCACCGUCAGCGAUCGGUUUUCAUGGCGAUUGACGCAAUGGCUUGUAGAUACUGAUCGCUACCUAGCGUACGAACCACCUUACUUCAGUGGCAUGAACCUGCCCUGGCAAGCAAAUUGCGACAAAUGGAAUGCUCUCUGA
Anopheles arabiensis is the source of this 513-nucleotide messenger RNA. RefSeq lists its product as uncharacterized. The coding region runs from base 1 to 513 and encodes 170 amino acids. The record is from RefSeq and is a predicted model, not a curated record. The transcript has 4 exons. Lineage: Eukaryota; Metazoa; Arthropoda; Insecta; Diptera; Culicidae.